GCCAAUGGACUCGACUUCUUGAAACCUCGCAGAACCAACGCAACUUCCUUUCAGAAAUAUACGGAGCUCAUGCCAAAGGACAUAGUGGUUGAUAUGCCCACAGACAUGCGAAACCAAGAAGGCCAUUUCUCGACAUUUGACCUCGACUACACUCCGCCAAAGCCAGGGGGAAUUACAUCACUCACUGUUGAUAUCCCUGCUUUGAGCCGCAUCCCAAACGAACCGCGCCCACCUCCAAGAUGGAAAACUCCAGAAUUUAUCUUCUAUUAUGUGGUCGCUUUGUUUGUGAUCCCUCUUAUGGUGUGGAUACCUAUCCACCUGAGUUCACCUUCACAUCCACAUUAUCAAUAUUAUCGUCACAGAUUAUCACCAGGUUGGAUGUUCGGACGCGAAGUUGAUAACAGUGAUACCCAGUAUCGGUCAUUUCGCGACAACAUACUUUCACUCUCAUUCCUUGUCCUGAUCUUCAUUGCUCUCAAAUACAUAUACACACGGUCUGCAUUGCGCUCUGCCCUAAGUAUACCCUCGGAUAAGCUUUACCUGAUUCCGUUUUUCCUUGUGUUCUCUGUUCUGUACCUUACUGGUCUCCACGGGACGAGCGUCUUCAAGAUUAUAAUUAUCCUGACGGCCAACUACUGGAUUGCUAAGACAUCCAAAGGAUCGCGCAUGGGACCACUGCUUACCUGGGUUUUUAACGUUUUAAUCCUAUUUGCUAAUGAGACACAUGGCGGAUAUCGGUAUGCCAGUUUCCACCCUUCAUUAAAAGUUUUGGACGCAUUCCAAGGCAUCUAUCCGCGCUGGCAUAUAAGCUUCAAUAUCACUAUGCUGAGAUUGGUGUCAUUCAAUAUGGAUUACUAUUGGGCCUAUAAUUCUCACUUGAGCUCUGCUUCUACCGAAAAGCAGAGAGCCAACACGCCACUGCCUUUAGAAGAUUAUACAUAUCGGAAUUAUAUCACCUAUGUCCUCUAUCCUCCACUGUACAUCGCUGGCCCUAUUCUGACAUUCAAUAAUUUCAUGUGGCAGUUGCGCCGCCCUAUAGAUAUUCCCAUACGCUUCCUGACCAUGGAGUCCAUAUUACACUACAUGUAUGUUGUGGCCAUCAAAGAUAUGAAGGCUUGGCAAGGCUAUACACCACUGGAGCUAAUCGUCGUCUGGUUAAAACUGCUUUUACCAUGGAGGUUUUUUCGUCUCUGGUCUUUGGCCAGCGGUAUCGACCCACCUGAAAACAUGGUGCGGUGCAUGGUCAAUAAUUACUCUACUCUUGGAUUUUGGCGAAGUUGGCACCGGUCUUACAAUCUCUGGAUCGUCCGAUACAUCUACAUUCCGCUCGGAGGUACAGAGAACGUUGCACUGACAACUGCGCUUGUCUUCACAUUUGUCGCACUCUGGCAUGAUCUAUCCUUUCGCUUGCUUGCGUGGGGAUGGCUCGUCAGUUUUUUCAUCUUACCUGAGCUCCUUGCGAGGUAUCUUCUCCCUCACACAAAGUACGGGCAAUUUUCAUGGUAUCGCCAUGUCUGCGCAAUUGGAGGCGUACUCAACAUGUCAAUGAUGGUUUCCGCAAACCUUGUUGGAUUUGUGAUUGGUACGGACGGGAUAAUGUAUAUGGCCAGCCAGAUGGCGGGAACGUGGCAAGGGUUUUGUUUCUUGCUUGCAGCCAGUUGCAUUAUGUUCGUGGGAGUGCAGCUUAUGUUUGAGUACCGAGAAGAAGAGAUGCGAAGAGGUGUUUACCGAAGGUGUUGAUGAUUUGCUUGAGGUCAUUGAUCGUCAUUAGCGGUCUUAAUUAGCGUCCGCGUUCUGUGCUGCACCUAUAGGAAACGACGUCUCGUGCCUUCCUUCGUCACCCUGAUUCAUUCAAUGAGCUCGUUCAAGAACCCCGUUCGCGAGGAUCAAGCGAAAACCCAUCGUGGCCAAAGAAGAU
Molecule: messenger RNA, 1918 nt
Organism: Suillus discolor
Lineage: Eukaryota; Fungi; Basidiomycota; Agaricomycetes; Boletales; Suillaceae
Product: MBOAT, membrane-bound O-acyltransferase family-domain-containing protein
Exons: 13
Coding region: 70-1740 (556 amino acids)
Biological process (GO): GPI anchor biosynthetic process
Cellular component (GO): endoplasmic reticulum
Source: RefSeq, a predicted model, not a curated record